Messenger RNA from Ricinus communis (castor bean), 1616 nucleotides. Its product is annotated as 3-ketoacyl-CoA synthase 5. The record is from RefSeq and is a predicted model, not a curated record. Gene Ontology annotation, cellular component: membrane. NCBI's taxonomy places the organism in Eukaryota, Viridiplantae, Streptophyta, Magnoliopsida, Malpighiales, Euphorbiaceae. Gene Ontology annotation, molecular function: acyltransferase activity, transferring groups other than amino-acyl groups. The transcript has a single exon. The coding region runs from base 33 to 1481 and encodes 482 amino acids. Gene Ontology annotation, biological process: fatty acid biosynthetic process.
CACUAUUGCCACAGUCUUCCAACCUUUAUUCAAUGGAACCUGUUCUUCAGCUCAACCAUGGUCCUCGUCUUCACACCAACUGCUCUUUUCCUUCUAAUCUGCUACACAAACACCAUCUUUUGAUUCUUUUUGAACUCCAAUGGCUUCAAUCUCCUAUGCCUAUGAUACAGCAAAAGUGGACACCCAUUUUUCUACUCCUUUCUUUUUCUUGUUUUUUGGUUUUUGUCAUUGUUAAAACCUACAUUUUAAAGCCCUCUCCAAUUUGCCUUGUAGACUUCUCAUGUUUCAAGCCACCCAACUUCUGCAAAGUACCAUCAUCUAAGUUUCUUGAACAUUCAUCCAUGAUCGAAUCCUUUGAUUGUGAAAGUGUAGCUUUCAUGGCCAAAAUCCUCACUUCUUCAGGGCAAAGUGAAGAGACCUAUCUUCCUCCAGCCUUGCAUCACAUUCCUCCGAAAACCGAUUAUCAAGAAUCCAUUAAAGAAGUAGAAAUGGUUCUUUUCCCUGUUGUAGAAGACCUUCUCUCUAAAACUAGAGUCCCUCCUGAUAACAUCGACAUACUUAUAGUAAAUUGUAGUGGAUUUUGCCCCUCACCUUCCUUGUCAUCUAUCAUUAUAAAUAAAUACGCCAUGAGAGCUGAUAUCAAGAGUUAUAAUCUCUCUGGCAUGGGAUGCAGUGCAAGUGCUAUCAGCAUUGACUUGGCUCAUACCCUGCUGAAAAUUCACAAGAAAUCUUAUGCACUCGUUCUUAGCACUGAAAUCCUAUCAACCGGUUGGUAUUCUGGUAAUGAAAAAGCCAAGUUGCUACUUAACUGCCUCUUCAGAAUGGGCAGUGCAGCAAUCUUGCUUACAAACAAAAGAGAAGCCGAAACAUCAUCAAAAUACAAACUUUUAUGCACAGUUAGAACCCAAAGAGCUUUUGAAGACAAGGCUUAUCUUUCUGCUUUUCGAGAAGAGGAUUCUGAAGGAAAACUCGGGGUUACACUCAAAACGGAUUUACUCCAAGUAGCUGGAGAAACUCUCCGUUCGAACAUAACAAUUCUUGGUUCAAAAGUCUUGCCACCUUUAGAAAAAGUAAGGCAUGGCAUUUCAAUAAUUCGUAAGAGGUUUAUUGACAAGUCAGGUGAGAUAUACGUGCCCAAUUUCAAGACUGUGAUAGACCAUUUUUGCCUGCCAACUUCAGGUAGGCCAGUGAUCAAACAGAUAGCAAAAGCAUUAAAGCUUGGCGAGAGAAACGUGGAAGCUGCUUUUAUGACACUACACAGGUUUGGUAAUCAAUCUUCUUCUUCGCUUUGGUAUGAACUAGCCUAUUUGGAAGCUAAAGAAAGAAUGAAGAAAGGCGACAAGGUUUGGCAACUCGGGAUGGGAAGUGGGCCUAAAGCCAGUAGUGUUGUUUGGGAGUGUUUAAGGCCUAUAAUUGGGGAGUCUAAUACGGGCCCAUGGUCUGAUUGUGCACAUCAGUUCCCAGUUAUGGCCAUUGAUUAAACUGGCUAUGCUUGGUUAUAUUUACUAAAAUGUGGCCGAAACCAAUAUAUUGUUAUUCCAGGAGGAUAUCUAUAUCUGUGCAUCGAACUCCAGAUGUAUGAGAUAUAUUUAUUAGAAUAAAUAAUUAUAUAUCUA